AUGGAGUUCAAAGAGGCUGUGCGUGAAUAUUGUAUACAGGAGGGUCGGAGGAUUUGGUUUAAAAAGAAUGAUAAUGUAAGGAUGAGAGCAGUGUGUAAGGAUGAGAACUGUGGAUGGCUUGUCUAUGCUGCUAACAACACUGAGAACAAUUACUGGCAGAUCAAGAUGUUCAAUGAUGAUCACACUUGUGCAAGGGAAACCAAAAAUAGGUUGGCUAAUAUGAAGUGGCUGGCGGGGAAAUUGGUAAAGAAGCUACGAAAAUAUCUUAACUUAAGACACUGUGAGGCUGCUCAGUACUUUAAGACAAAAUGUGACUUGGAACUAAGCAAGUGUUCACUGACUAGGGCCUUAGGAGAUGCUAGGGCUGUUGUGUAUGGUGAUGCUGCUGCCCAGUAUGGGAUGGUAAGGGAUUAUGGGCUAACACUGCUUAGGAGUAACCCAGGCUCUACUGUCACAGUUGGAGUUAUCCCUCAGCCCAACCCUGAUGAUGAACCAAUAUUUGAAAAGAUGUACAUCUGCUUGGAUGCCUGUAAGAAGGGAUUUUUGGCUGGCUGCAGACCGCUCAUAGGCUUGGAUGGAACUUUUCUGAAGACCCAGCAUGGUGGCCAGAUCUUGUCUACAAUUGGACAAGAUGCAAACAAUCACAUAUAUGUGAUUGCAUAUGCAAUUGUCCCUAUUGAAAAUACUGAAAACUGGAGGUGGUUCUUGGAAUUACUUCAUCAAGACUUGGGAGAUUAUAAGCAAAACAAGCUCUGUUUCAUUUCAGAUAUGCAGAAGGGCCUAAUCCAUGCUGUUAAGGAAGUUUUUCCUGGUGUCCAUCACAGAUUCUGUGUUUGGCACUUAUGGAAGAACUUUAACAAGCAGUGGAAAGAUCUCCAGUUGAGAGGGUUGCUAUGGGAGUGUGCAAGGUGCACCAGCCAAGAUGGGUUCCUAGAGAGUAUAAAAAAGAUUGAGAGGGUUAACAAGGAAGCUUGGGAGUAUUUGAACAAGUGGCCUAGACACUCUUGGAGCCGGGCUUUCUUCAGCAACGCACCUAAAAUAGACAAUAUCUGCAACAAUGCUUGUGAAGUCUUCAACUCAAGGAUCAAAGAAGCUAGAGCCAAACCUAUCAUUACACUGUUAGAGGAAGUCAGACUAUAUGCAAUGAGGUCAAUCGCUAGGAACAAAGUGAAGCUUAAUUCCAACACUGGUAUUCUACCUAUGAGGUGGCUGCUGCUACUGCUAAGGCUGCUGCUGCAGAGGCUGCAACUGUCUAACCUCCAGCUGCUAAUGGUGGUGAAGCCAGCGUUGUCUCAGAAGCCCCCACCGAAAUUCAACUUGAAGCCAGUCUUGCCUCCUCCUGUGAGGCCACCAAAACUGCCUCCCAAGAGAAAGUCAUGCAAACAAGAAAAGGCAACUCCAGGAAGCAGCUUUCAAGCAGCAACCUCUCCAUCUGCUCCCAUCCCACCAGCAAUCACUCAACCCACAACUCUUCCUCUGGCUCAUCCUAUGCAAGGUGCAUCACAGGGGACCGUAACAAGACUUUUUAACUUCAUGAAGUUUGUUCCGAAUCCUGGAUUCAGACCACUAAGAAACAAAAAAUGA
This is a messenger RNA of Arachis stenosperma, 1584 nucleotides long. RefSeq lists its product as uncharacterized. Gene Ontology annotation, molecular function: transposase activity; DNA binding. Gene Ontology annotation, biological process: DNA transposition. The record is from RefSeq and is a predicted model, not a curated record. The transcript has 3 exons. NCBI's taxonomy places the organism in Eukaryota, Viridiplantae, Streptophyta, Magnoliopsida, Fabales, Fabaceae. Bases 1 to 1584 code for a protein of 527 amino acids.